UGCUUCUGAGAGCUGAAGGGGAUAGACCAGUGUGAACUCUCCGGGUUGCUGCUCUGCUGCAGAAUACUUGUGUUUUUUUUCUUCUCCAAAGCAAUAGCUUUUAAUGGCUCCAGCCAAGCCCAGUCUAUGCCUCCUGCUCUUGCUAAUCUGCUGCUUCUCCUUGUCAGAAGCACAGCUUCUGAGUUGGCUGGGUUGGGAAACACCAAAGCAGAAGGCAGUAACUGUCCCCCCUGAAGAGAACAGCACUACUGAGGAGCAGACGAUGGGAUCGCUUACCUCUCCAGCGGCUAGCACGCUCCAUGCUCAUUUGCAGACAAUGGCACAGCAAGAAGGGAAAAUACGGAAUAUAUUUACACUCAAGAGGCAAGAGCCUGAGUCGGAUGUGACUGUGCCCACAGCGGCACCAUCUCGAACAUCAAAAGACAAGGAGGAGAAUAUUGCAGGGGUAGGGGCUGAGAUACUGACUGUUGCUGAAGGCAUUAGGAGCUUGGUCCAGCUGUGGGAUGAGACGGUCACCAAGGGAACAGAGGGCACGCAGGAACUGACAACAGCUGCUCCUUUCACAGCUGCACAUCCCAGCCUCUCUGCUACUAGCCUUGUUACGGGAUCAGCUGGCAUUGAGAACAUGACUGCUGACUCUACAGGGGGUGUCCAAAGCCCACUGGAAACUGGGCAGCCAGAUGUUGCAUUCCCUGUUCCCACCGGGCCUCCCCCUGUCCUAUGGAACAGGACUCGAGUGCUCUUACAGCAGCCUGCGUCUCUUCCCCCAGAAAAUUUCAGCACAGAAGUUGGACUCUUAGAGCUGAUUGGAGAUCCCCCACCAGAGCAGAUAACCAAAAUUUAUGGCCCUGACAACAAUCCCGGCUAUGUCUUUGGCCCUGAUGCCAACACUGGUCAAGUGGCCCGAUACCACUUGCCAAGCCCUUUUUAUCGGGACUUUUCACUCCUGUUCCAUAUUCAGCCCACAACUAACAAGGCCGGCGUGCUCUUUGCCAUCACGGACUCUUCACAGACUGUUAUUUACAUUGGCAUUAAGCUCUCUGAUGCAAAGGAAGGGAGGCAGCAGAUCAUCUUCUACUACACAGAACCAGGGUCUCAGAGCUCAUAUGCAGCUGCCACUUUCACCGUGUCAUCCCUCCUGAACCAGUGGACUCGCUUUGCUAUUAGCGUGGAGGAUGAGGAGGUGGUGCUGUUCCUCGACUGUGAGGAAUAUGACCGGAUUCGUUUUGAACGCUCCCCUGACGAGAUGGAACUGGAGGAUGGCUCUGGGCUCUUCGUGGCGCAGGCUGGAGGGGCUGAUCCAGACAAAUACCAGGGGGUGAUAGCAGACUUGAAGAUAAAAAAUGAUCCCCAUGCUGCUGUACUUCAAUGUGAGGAGGAUGAGGACGAUACUGAGGAGAUGUCUGGAGAUUUUGGAAGUGGAGCUGAGGAAAAACUCCACUCAUCAGGAAAGGAGAGGGGGAUCCCAACUGUCUCAGGACUCCCCAAACCUCCCCCUGUCACUUCUCCCCCCAUUGCUGGCAGGCCGGUGGAGAAAGUCAGUGGGAGCUCUCAGCUGCAGACAGAGCACAUCAAAGCAGAAGAAACACCAUCAGUAUCUACAGGAGACAAGGUUGGUCAAAAAGGUGAAAAGGGGGAGAAAGGAGAACGUGGUCCAAAAGGAGACUCCAGAACUGGUGGGGUUCCGUCCACAGGUGGUGGCAAAGGAGAAAAGGGAGAAAAAGGUGAACUUGGUGUUAAGGGAAGUGCAGGAUUUGGGUAUCCAGGCUCAAAGGGCCAGAAAGGCGAGCCGGGUGCUCCAGGGGAUCCCGGUCCUCCUGGCCCCCCAGGGCCCUCUGGAACCAUCUUGCAGCACCAGGAUGGCUCUGUGGUGGAGCAUGUCACUGGGCCUCCAGGAGCCGUGGGCCCCCCAGGGCUUCCCGGGAAAGAUGGUCCCCCUGGCAAGGACGGAGAGCCUGGGGAUCCUGGUGAAGACGGCAAGCCUGGUGACACUGGGCCCCAGGGAUUCCCAGGAACUCCAGGGGAGCCUGGCCUCAAGGGUGAGAAGGGUGACCCAGGGGUCAGUGUGAGAGGAUCCCCUGGACCGCCUGGCCCACCUGGCCCACCUGGGAUACCAGGACUUUCAUCUAAACAGGAUAAGCUGACAUUCAUUGACAUGGAAGGGUCUGGGUUUGCAGGUGAUCUGGAAAGUUUGCGGGGACCCCAAGGCCCACCAGGUCCCCCAGGACCUCCUGGUGUGCCUGGCCUGCCAGGAGAACCGGGAAGAUUUGGGAUGAACCACACAGCGAUUCCAGGUCCCCCUGGCCUGCCAGGCAAAGAUGGAAGCCCCGGACUGCAAGGACCACCUGGUCCUCCAGGUCCUCCAGGAAGAGACGGGUUACUUGGCCAGCCAGGAUUCAGAGGAGAGAAGGGUGAUUCCGGUGAUUUAGGCCUUCCUGGAGCUCCUGGACCCAAGGGCAGUAAAGGAGAAACUGGACCACAAGGAUCGCCAGGGGAAACAGGGUUGGCUGGCCUUCCUGGACCUAUUGGACCCCGAGGACAGCCAGGUCCUCCUGGUCCUCCUGGACCUCCAGGGCCAGGCUAUGAAGCUGGAUUUGGUGAUAUGGAAGGCUCAGGCAUGCCAGUUGUUUCCGGUGUUCCUGGGCCACGUGGACCUGAAGGGCCACAGGGGCCACCGGGACUCCCUGGACUCAAGGGAGACACUGGCAGUUCAGGUCAGCCUGGUGUGCCAGGACAAAAGGGAGAUCCUGGUACUCCAGGGACAAAUGGUCAGCCUGGAUUGGAGGGCUUCCCAGGACCUCAGGGACCAAAGGGUGACCAAGGCAGCCCAGGGGUUAAAGGUGAACGAGGUCAAGAUGGAGUUGGACUGCCAGGUCCCCCUGGGCCCCCAGGACCACCAGGAGAGAUUGUCUAUGCCUCCAAUAAAACAUUGGCUGUUUUGCCAGGCCCAGAGGGCAGACCAGGUCAUGCUGGCUUCCCGGGCCCAGUGGGACCUAAAGGAGAGGCAGGAUCCCCAGGGCUCCAAGGCUUUCCAGGGCUGAAGGGUGAAAAAGGAGAGCCUGGAGUGAUCAUUGGCCCAGAUGGGACAGUCACAGCCCUUGACACAAAAGGAGAAAAGGGUGAACCGGGGCUGAGGGGACCAGUGGGCCCACCGGGCCCACAUGGACGGCCUGGACAGAAGGGAGAGAUUGGCUUUCCUGGUAGACCUGGUCGUCCUGGCAUGAAUGGGCUGAAGGGUGAGAAGGGUGACCCUGCAGACCCUAGCGGAGGGUUUGGCUUACCGGGUCUUCCAGGUCCCCCAGGCCCUCCAGGCCCUCCUGGCAGCAUAGUGCCCAUCUAUGACGGUAACGCAUUUACUGAGUCAGGCCCUCCUGGACCUCCUGGCUUGCCAGGUUACCAGGGUGCCCCAGGACAGAAGGGUGAGAAAGGAGACACAGGUGCCCCAGGGCCCCCAGGCCAGUUCCCUUAUGACCUCAGCCGAUUUGGUGCCGCUUUUCGGGGUGAAAAAGGAGAGCGAGGGGACUCCGGCUUAAAAGGCGAAAAAGGCGAGCCUGGUGGGGGAACACUAUAUGGACCAGGCGUUGUUGGACAGCCGGGCCCUCCUGGUCCCCAGGGCUACCCUGGUCUUCCGGGUCCCAAGGGAGACAGCAUUGCUGGCCCACCUGGCCCCCCAGGACCUCAGGGACCUCCUGGCAUUGGGUAUGAGGGGCGACAGGGCCCUCCUGGCCCACCUGGGCCCCCUGGGCCCCCCUCCUUCCCAGGACCCCACAGACAAACCAAUGUGGUUGGCCCUCCUGGCCCACCAGGGCCUCCAGGACCUCCAGGCACCAGUGGGACAUCUGCUUCCUCUGGGCUGAAGAUCCUGCCAUCAUAUCAGGCCAUGCUGAGCACAGCCCAUGAGGUGCCCGAGGGGUGGCUUGUCUUCAUAGUGGACAGAGAAGAGCUGUACAUCCGUGUGCGAAACGGCUUCCGGAGAAUCCUGCUUGAAGAUCGCACUGUGAUCUCCAGCACUGCACUGGACAACGAGGUGUAUGACAAGCCACCCAGCAUCCAUUUUGCACAUGGCAGCUCUCCCUCUUCUGGGUCACAGCCGCGUGUACCUGUGCACCCGCACCGCGAUUACAACACUUACACCACGGUGCGGCCCUGGGGAGGAGAUGACAUCAUUGCUAACCACCACCGCCUACCCAAGCAGCCCUCCAUACACCAGGGAGCACAGCACCAGCAGGAGAAUCUGCAUGACUUCUAUCCAAACCGCCGGCCAGAGAACACCCCCUCUGCCAUGCACACGCACCAUGACUUCCAGCCUGCUCUCCACCUCGUGGCUCUGAACACCCCCCUGAGUGGCAGCAUGCGCGGCAUCCGUGGAGCUGACUUCCAGUGCUUCCAGCAGGCCAGGGAGGUCGGACUGACAGGCACCUUCCGAGCCUUCCUCUCCUCCCGGCUGCAGGACCUGUACAGCAUCGUGCGCAGGGCUGACCGGAGCUCGGUGCCCAUUGUCAACCUCAGGGAUGAAGUGCUGUUCAAUAACUGGGAGUCCCUGUUUUCAGGCACGGAGGCGCAGCUCCGAGGUGGUGCUCACAUCCUCUCCUUUAAUGGAAAGGAUAUCCUGAGAGACUCCACUUGGCCUCAGAAGAGCGUGUGGCAUGGCUCUGACUCCAAGGGGCGUCGCCUGACCGAGAACUAUUGUGAGACGUGGAGGACUGACAGCAGCGUGGUGACAGGGCAGGCCUCCUCUCUGAGCUCAGGCAAGCUUCUGGAGCAGAAGGCAAGCAGCUGCCAGAAUGCCUUUGUCGUCCUGUGCAUUGAGAACAGCUUCAUGACCUCUUCCAAAAAAUAACCCUGGGCACGAAAUGCUGGGAGGAGGGGACCUGAACACAUCUGUCAAGAGCUGGAGGGGCAGCCAGCUCCCCUGCACAGCUUCUGCCUUCAUGCAUCGAUUCCCAGAUAUAAAACCAAAGAGUGUUGUGAUAGUUUUAAAUGCCAACCCGGCACUCACUGUGGUGUCUCUUCUCAGCAGCCGCACUCUGACACAGGGCUUGUGCACUGCGGGCUGAUAUGGUUGCCAGAGGAGUGGCCUGGUAGGCUUGCUGGACAUGGCAAACUCCUCACGUUUGUCAAUGUGCCAUGUUCUUGUCUCUUCUUCUCUUUCUUAAUCCCCCUAAUAUUUAACCACUUGAGUUUUAUAUUCUUGCAUAAACUCCCCCUUGUUUCCCUAUUUGUUACCUUGCUUAGGAUGCUCUUUACAGGGAGGGGCCCGGUGUUGCCCACAGGAGUGCAUACCAACAAUGCCCUUCAUUGAGUUUUUGGAAAUCAGCAAGAUGUUCUUCAUUCUAAUAAGAGGCCUGAUUGGAAAGUGGCUGCUCAGCCACUCCUCACACUGCAGCUCCCCACUUUGUGGGGCUCUCUGGCCUUGGUCUCUCUUGUUAGGAGCUGAAGCAAC
Molecule: messenger RNA, 5443 nt
Organism: Gavialis gangeticus (Gharial)
Lineage: Eukaryota; Metazoa; Chordata; Crocodylia; Gavialidae
Gene: COL18A1
Product: collagen type XVIII alpha 1 chain
Exons: 42
Coding region: 104-4840 (1578 amino acids)
Molecular function (GO): protein binding
Source: RefSeq, a predicted model, not a curated record